AUGGCGCAACAGAACAAAAAGCCUCCUGGCCCCGACCAGACCCGUAACGAAUACAUCCCCUCGUUCAUUUCAAAGCGUCCAUUCUGGGCCGAGACCACCCAUUCCGAUGCCGACUACCUCGAACAUCAGCGGUUGCAAUCCGCUCCCAAAGACACCCUCGACAAGGCCAAAUGGUACGACCGAGGCAAGAAGCAGGGGCCUGCAGCCACCAAAUUCCGUAAAGGCGCAUGCGAGAACUGCGGUGCCUUGACGCACAAGACAAAAGAAUGUCUCAGCCGGCCGAGGAAACAAGGUGCGAGGUGGACCGGCAAGGACAUUCAAGCGGACGAGGUCGUCGAGGACGUACAAUUAGGAUGGGACGCCAAACGAGACCGGUGGAACGGGUACGACAGUCGAGAGUACAGUGCUGUGGUCAAGGAAUACGAGGAGCUAGAAGCCAUCAAGCGCGCCGCCGCAGGUCAAAAGGACAACGGUGACGGCUCCGGUACCCCAGAUCUCUCUGACACCCAGUACGGCGAAGAGACAGACAUGGGCCGUUCUCAACCGACCUCCACCCGCCAGCUCCGCCUGCGUGAAGACACAGCAAACUACCUAAAGAACCUCGAUCUCGACUCCGCCCGCUACGACCCCAAGACACGGUCUAUGGACAAAUCCGCUGCCCAGGUAACAGAUGAUGCCGACGUAGACGAAGGUUUUAUCCGGCCGGCAGCCACGAAUGACGACGCUGCAGAAUUCGAACGGGCACAACGCUACGCAUGGGAGACGCAGGAGAACAACGCGAACUUAUCGCAGGCGAAGAAACUGCACUUGCAAGCCAAUCCGACCGAGGGUGAAAUCCUGCGCAAGAAGCAAACCCAAGAGGCAGCAGAGAAGAAAGCGGCGGCUCGGAGAGCCCUGCUGGAGAAAUACGGCGGGGACGAAUAUCUGUUAACAGAGGGCGGCGACAACCAUCAACACCACCCGGCCAAGAAAAUCAAACACCACAACGUCGUCGCCAACGAGCGGUACGUCGAGUACGACGAAUCGGGGCACAUCAAGGGCUCCGAGCGCACGGUCGCGCGCUCCAAGUAUCCGGAAGACAUCUUCCAGAACAACCACACAUCGGUCUGGGGAUCAUGGUGGAAGGACUUCAAGUGGGGGUACGCGUGCUGCCACUCCACGGUGAAGAACAGCUACUGCACAGGUGAAGAGGGCCGGCAGGCGUGGGAAGCGAGCGAGGGGAUGAGGACGGGCCAGUCACUGCUCCAGAUCGAGAACGUGGCCUCCGACGAACACACGACCACCGCCAGAACAGUGGCCGUCCAUGACGACGCAAGCCAACGCCUCCGCCUCGAACAAGACGGGGAAGACAUCCAAAAGCGCAAGAAGGAGCUCGACGAAGCCGACACGGGCGGUGCGAACUCAAUACCACCACCGCCGCCGCCGCAGCAGGCCUCCUCCAAAAAGCGCACCCUGCAAGAACUCCAGUCCGGCAUCUCCGAGGAGGAACUGGAGUCGUACAAGCGCAAUCGCAUGGCGGCCGAUGAUCCCAUGGCGAACUUGCUGGGCAAGGACGAGCUGAUGGAGAUGCGAUGA
Messenger RNA from Fonsecaea erecta, 1575 nucleotides. RefSeq lists its product as hypothetical. The transcript has a single exon. Gene Ontology annotation, cellular component: spliceosomal complex. NCBI's taxonomy places the organism in Eukaryota, Fungi, Ascomycota, Eurotiomycetes, Chaetothyriales, Herpotrichiellaceae. The record is from RefSeq and is a predicted model, not a curated record. Bases 1 to 1575 code for a protein of 524 amino acids. Gene Ontology annotation, biological process: mRNA splicing, via spliceosome. Gene Ontology annotation, molecular function: pre-mRNA 3'-splice site binding.